This is a messenger RNA of Helicoverpa zea (corn earworm), 3105 nucleotides long. Its product is annotated as probable ATP-dependent RNA helicase DDX31. Gene Ontology annotation, molecular function: nucleic acid binding; ATP binding. Gene Ontology annotation, biological process: ribosome biogenesis. NCBI's taxonomy places the organism in Eukaryota, Metazoa, Arthropoda, Insecta, Lepidoptera, Noctuidae. The record is from RefSeq and is a predicted model, not a curated record. The transcript is spliced from 13 exons. Gene Ontology annotation, cellular component: nucleus. Bases 105 to 3029 code for a protein of 974 amino acids.
UCAUUGAAAGUGUCAACCAACCAUAACACAACAAACGUCAAAACGUGCGUAUAACCUCAAUUCGUGUGUUGAAGAAACGUAAAUAUUUUAAGUAUUUGUGAAAUAUGGAUGAUUUACAGUUAAAUAUAUCGGUACCUAAAAAGGAUAAGAAGAAACCUAGUGCUCCUCAGAAGAAUGCGGGGGAAUACAAGUUUGUAUCUAACCCAAAGUUCACUGGUAAAACUAUAGCAAGGAAAAGGCCACAAAACUUGGCUCAAGUCAACCGUGCAGUCUUAAAAAAUGCAGAAGGGCCUCCAAAAAAGGUUGCAAAAGUUCAAGCUCCGGCUGAAGACAAAUCUGAUGAUUUAGGUGCUAAAUUAAGAGAUUUAAGUGAAAAUAAGGGUAAGUUUCAAGGGAAAAACUAUCAAGACCUCAGUGACACUAUACAGUUGAAACAAAACAAGCCUAGGAGUGGUGGUUGGAUAUCUUCUCUUUUCAAAAAUAAUCCGCAAGUGCCUCGUAUUGGUCAGCGGGCUAUCAAGCCUAUUGUGGAGCAGGUGUUUGCUGGCAAGACAUUCUCAGACUUGGAUAUACACCCACAUAGUGUUGCCAACCUGCAGCAGAACAUGGGUUUGAAGGAACUUAUGACAGUACAACAGAAUGCAAUACCGGUUAUAUUGCAGGGGCGAGAUGUUCUCAUUAGGUCACAGACUGGGUCAGGCAAGACGUUGGCAUAUGCUCUGCCAAUCAUAGAGGGGCUACAGGCCAUCAGACCAAAGAUAAACAGGAAUGAUGGUAUCAGGGUCAUAGUGGUGAUACCAACCAGAGAGCUUGCUGUUCAGACAUAUGAACUUUUUAUAAAGUUAGUUAAGCCAUUUCAUUGGAUUGUUCCUGGCUUACUAAGUGGAGGUCAAAAAAGGAAAGCAGAGAAAGCUAGAUUAAGGAAAGGAAUUAAUAUAUUGGUUGGCACCCCUGGACGCAUCAAUGACCACUUAAGACAUACAGCGUCUUUUAAUUUUGCAAAAACAGGUUGUUUAGUUUUGGAUGAAGCUGAUCGCCUACUAGAUAUGGGUUAUGAAAAAGACGUAGCAGCUAUCGUAAAAGCUAUUGAAGAUCACAAGAAAGCAGCAACGUACGAUCCUAUAGCUCUUAUGAAACAAAACGUUGUAAAGAAAAUACCUGAUGAAGAAGAAAAAGAAGAACCUAGUCUUAAUGAAAGCAGUGAAGAUAAAACUGAUAUAAAACAUCAUCUGACUGAUGUGUUUUUGUCUAAGGAAAAACAAACUAUUUUAUUGUCUGCUACACUUACAAAGGCUGUUGAAAAUUUAGCAGGAAUUACUCUAGUAAAUCCAGUCUUUGUUGAUACAUCUGAAGGUAAAGCUGUUAUAGCGGAUUCACUUAAGACUAAUGAAACCACUCAAAGUAAAAAUGCUAGUCCAGUAAAGAGUAACCCUGAAGCAAAAACUGAGCCAGAAAAACUAAAACCUGAAAAAUCUAAACCUGAAAAGAAAAUACAGGAAGAUUCUGAGGAAGAAGUAUUGUCUCAACCAGAAGUAAAGAAUACAGAAGCUAGAAGAGGGUUGAAAGCAUUCACAGGCUUAAACCAUCAAGACUUGUUCAAAGCUGAGAGUGCUUCACAAAAUAACGCAACAAAAGCCAGCGAUGUUCCAAAAGACAGUGACGACAGCAAUGACGAUGAUAGUGACAGUGACUCUGACUACGAAUACUUCAAAGCACAAAGACAACACGAACUUAAACACCCUAAAGUAGUGAAGGAGGAAAAAAGCGAAGAUGGUAGUGACGAUGACGAAAGUGACGCAGAACAGUCACCGGCUGUAAAUACCUUUGCCGCAGCUGUCAAAUCUGCCGUUGGUGAAGAUGAACUAGUACUACCAGCGACAGUCAAUCAGACCUUCCUUGUAGUCCCCAUGAAAUUAAGGCUUGUCACACUUUGUGGCCUUAUCGUCGAACACUGCGUAAUGAACAAGAAAGGCGGCAAAAUGAUCGUAUUCGUGGCUACAUUGGAAAUGGUCGAUUAUCUUUCUGAUUUAAUAGAAACAGCCCUAACUGGUAAAGAGGCUAAAGUUAAAAAGAAAAACCAAGAUAAGAGUAAAAAUUCUAAAGCAAAGAAAAGAAAAGCUGGUGAUGAUGAUGAUGAAGACGAUGAUGGUAAUAAUUCAUCGUCUGAUGAUUCAGAUGAUUUCAAAGUGGAAUACGAGGAGCCUACCGAAGGAGGUCUGGUGCCAAUCGACCUGGAUAUGUUUAGCUUACACGGGUCUAUGCCACAUGAACAGAGGAUGGAAGUUUUCAAACAGUUCCGUGCCGCUAGGAAUGGCGUUCUUAUUUGCACGGACGUAGCUGCAAGGGGUAUAGACGUGCCUCGAGUAGACCUCGUACUGCAGUUCUGCGUUCCAGCCUCAGCUACCGACUAUGUGCACAGGGUGGGACGCACAGGGCGCGCGGCUCAAGUGGGCGCCGCUGUAAUGUUCCUGCUGCCCAGCGAGGCUCGCUACAUCAGACAUUUGGAAGAGAAGAGGAUAAGACUGCGGCAAGGCGACGAGUCUCGCGCGCUAGAGGCGCUGCGCAGCGUGGUGCCGGCGGCGGCGACUGCGCAGCGCGCGGCCGUGGCCGUGCAGGCUCGGCUCGAGCACACCGCGCACACCAACAGGGACUGGCUGCUGAGGGCCAGCAGAGCUUACACAUCAUGGGUGCGUUUCUACGCGGGUUACCCCCGCGACGUCCGCGAAUAUCUGGACUCUAAACAACUGCACUUGGGUCACGCGGCCAAAGCGUUUGCUCUGCGCGACGCGCCCGCGACGCUCGCCCGGCGCGUGAAGUCCAACCCAGCGAAUAAGGAACGACCGACCAAUAGGUUGACUAUACAUGCAGAUGAAGAGAGGAAGAGGCCAGGGUUCCCAAAAGCAAAGUUCAAUUCAUUCGGCAGUCGCGUAACGAAACAGAGCUCCAUGCAUACGGCGAGCGAAUUCGAUAGCGGCCUGCCCCCAGUCGACCAAUCGCAACCCAAGAACAAGAAAAAGAAGAACAAAUGACAUUUAAAUAACAUAAGUCAUGCGAUUUAAUAUUAAAAAGGACCUUUGUAAAUAAAAACCAUUAACGACGCCGGUA